This is a messenger RNA of Lycium barbarum (goji berry), 1223 nucleotides long. RefSeq names its product protein GLUTAMINE DUMPER 5-like. Lineage: Eukaryota; Viridiplantae; Streptophyta; Magnoliopsida; Solanales; Solanaceae. The coding region runs from base 553 to 999 and encodes 148 amino acids. The transcript has a single exon. Gene Ontology annotation, biological process: regulation of amino acid export. The record is from RefSeq and is a predicted model, not a curated record.
AGGUGUGUCGUAACAAAAACGCUACAAGUUGAGGGGUAAUGAUGCCUUAUCCCUACUUAAAAAUCAUUUUUUCUUCAGUUAAUCCAAACGGGCUCAAAAUCACCUAAAGUAUAACUAAAAAUAAUCAUUCAUAAGGAGUGAGACUAGUAAUAUUAAAAAAUAAAACAAGCUACCUACUAUAACAAACUAUAAUACCCUGAUGGCGGUAUGCCGUCAACAAAUAUAAGUUAACUUCAGUUAAGAAAUGAGUUCUGAAGCAAUAACAGAUGAAUGAAAUUAAAUAAAAGAAAAACAAACAUUUUGAAUAGAAAAUGGGAAAUUCUAUAUUAUUCAUGCAUAAAAGAGAAAGAUUAUAAAAGAAAAAAUGUUUAUUCCCUCCUAAAAAUUUAUGACGAAGAGAACCUUAUUUGAUCCCCCAUUAACAAUUAACAAUUUAUUCUAUUCUUACAACCUCCUUGUAUAUAAAUAAUAUACACAUAUACCAUCUCUUCACUUCACAAGCUAAGUAGAAAAGAAAGGAAAAUAGCAAAUCAGUCCAAAAACUUUAAGAAAAUGAGAAGUGUGAGUACCUUUAUUGCUGAACCGCCAAAACCAACCAUAAAAACCACAUUAUCCACGUGGCAUUCACCGGCACCGUACUUAUUUGCCGGUUUAGCAGCUAUGUUAGGGUUAAUAGCUUUUGCACUUUUAAUCUUAGCUUGUUCUUACUGGAAAAGCGCCGGCGAACGCUCCGGCGAGAUUACACGCGCCGGAGAUGAUGCCGGCGCCGGCGAGAAAUUGAAGGUUUCGCCGAUAUUUGAAGAGAAAAUUGUAGUGAUAAUGGCGGGUGAUUUGAAUCCGAGUUAUUUGGCUAUGCCUAUUACGAUUGGGGAUGAAAAUGGAAGUAAAGUUGAGAAGAAAUUGGAAAUGGAAAGUGAAGAAUCAGGUGAUGAGAAGCUUAAAGAAGAAGUAAUUAUGGAAGUUAGAGAGCAAAUUGAUGAAGAAUUACAAGAUAGUUAAUCUCAAAACAGAGCCUUUUCUUCAUUUGUUAUUUUUUUUUGGUAUUUGUUUUUUUUUCCUUUUCUUAAAAUCCUGUUUUUUAUUUGGAUUUUAAAUUUUGAGUUUCUGGAAGUUUUAAUUUUUGAUUGAGACAAGAAAGAGUGCGAGAAAUUCUCAUUUUCCUGUAAUUUGUAUUUUGGGAUUUGACAGAAUUUAGUAGGCGUUGCCGGUUGCCACGUUGGACA